Messenger RNA from Pistacia vera, 1006 nucleotides. RefSeq names its product DNA-directed RNA polymerase III subunit RPC9-like. Gene Ontology annotation, cellular component: RNA polymerase III complex. Gene Ontology annotation, molecular function: nucleotide binding. The record is from RefSeq and is a predicted model, not a curated record. The transcript is spliced from 6 exons. Gene Ontology annotation, biological process: transcription initiation at RNA polymerase III promoter. NCBI's taxonomy places the organism in Eukaryota, Viridiplantae, Streptophyta, Magnoliopsida, Sapindales, Anacardiaceae. The coding region runs from base 476 to 1006 and encodes 176 amino acids.
UCUAGUUACCUCCUCACAUCCAUGAUUUACAAGGCCUUUCAAUUACCAUUCAAAAAAUUUCAUGGACGUAUUCCAAUUUUAGUACAAAUUCUUGUUGAUUCCCCUAAUUACAAACAUCACCAAUCUUAUCUGACUACGAUGCCUCUAUUUAAUUAUUUAUUUCCCUAUUCGCCGAAGCCCCAAAGCCACUUCACUGCCGAUCUUCCGAAUCUCCAGUAAUCCCUUCAACACUUGAAUCAUUUGAAAUUCGCGGGAAAUUCACAAAUACUUGGGUCUCCUAAGAAUAAUACCAUCUGCUGCUGGCGGUGAUCCGGACUCACCCGCGUUCGUUUUGAAGAACCACAACAUAUCUACUCGGAUUUGCUUCAACCUUAUUUUGGGAGUUUUUCUCUGUAGCAAGUCAUUUGACAACCGUUUGUAUAGACUGAAGGAGCAUAGUAAUUGGGGUUAAUUUAACGCUGUCUUUUUCAAGAGAAUGAAGAUAUUGGAAGGCAAUGCCGGUGCACUUACAAAUUUUGAAGUGCUUGAUUUUCUACGAUCCAGGGGUGCUUCGAAGGAUCCGACACGAGUUCUUGUUCCAGUGGCACAAUCUGAGUUCAAGGUUUAUGAUUAUUUGGUGGAGAGUGGUGCUUGCAAUCAAACAAGAGAGAGUGUCAAUGAAUUUUUUGAGAAGUGUAAAAAAUUCAAACUUGCAAAAGCUGAGAUGCUGAAUAUUAUCAACAUUCGGCCUUCCUCUUUAGUUGAAAUAGACUCGGUUAUAGAGCAAUCCGACACUCGUUUUGAUGAAGAGCAACUAGAAGAGUUAGUAGACCUGGCUGUAACAUUGCUCCCACCUCAUCCAAACCAAACAAUCAUUGAAGAAGGGACUAAUGAGAAUGAAGGACCUGCAGAAGGGGCUAAUGAAAAUGAACAAGGAACUGCAGAAGGGGAUCAGGUUGGUGAGGAUCAAAAAGGGACAUCAGACGGUGAAGAAAUAGGAGAUGUUGAAAAAAUGGAUGACAGUUGA